AUGUUUCUUCGUCUUCCUCCUCUCCUGUCAAGCCCAUCGGCUGCACACGGCGCUGCGCGCCGUGCCUGGCUCGAAACAGACAUCCUCGAGGAAGAGGAGCUUGUUCGUGCGCUGCAACCCACGUCCGUUCUAUAUCGUCCAACCAGCAACUUGGCCUCGGGCGUGCUCCUUCAGCGUGAGCUGUUUUGUGGCUGGAUGCUUCCGGGAACUCCAGAUUGCCCUGCCUUUGUGCAUGAUGAGGUGCUGGCGUUUGCAGAGAGGACAGUUUCCCACACGCAGUGCAGCGACAAGCUCACUGUUGUGCCCGGGUCGUUGCUAGCCCGCGUGACGGUCGACUUGUACGCGACAGGCACCGACGUCUACGUUCGCAGCUUUCGUGCACAGACGACAGCGGCUGUGUCUUGCUCUGCGGUGACCUCAGGACCUUCCGCACUGGCCGUAUCCCUUACCGUGACGUCUCCAAACAUGCUCGACAGCCUCUGGCCUCACGAUUUCUUCUCCAACAUCCACUUGGCAACCCUCCCCCUACAGCUCGUUCAGGCCUUGAAAACGCACAUCUCUGGAACUGUUCGUGGAACGCUUGGCUUGGGCACCGACGUGUCAUCAACGCCGCCAUCCGUGACCACGUUUCUCGAUGGAGACGUGUUUGAGACAUUUGAGAUGCGUGGCACGCCACUCUCUGAUGUCCUGUUCACGUCUGUGUCGGAAGCCGUCACGUUUCUGCAGCCAGUUGUGGACAAGCUGCACCAGGAGUUGCAAACGCACAUUCCAGCCAUCGAUGCUGCUGUGGCCGAGGUCCUACCGCCACCACACCUGUCAGCCCUCGUCACAGCCUUUAUGAAGGAUGCCCUACAUCCCACGGCUCUGAACUUCUGGCUGUGGUUCAAGCAUCAGCGGCCGGAAGGAUCUGUCCUGGUCGAAAUUCUGACUUCAGGCAGGAGUAAGCGCGCGACCUCCGUAUCCGGCGCUCCGGCCGAGGUUGCCCUGGGUGUCAGGCUUGGUCACGCAGGUGUUGGCGUCCCGGGUACAGCGGCAGCGCUGCAGCCGAUUCUGGCCGCCGUUAACAGCGUCAUCCAGGCGCUUCCAUCGUCAGCGGCAGGAUGCCUCCGCAUUGACACAUGGUCCCCGAAGCCACUGCAAGUGAGCGAUAUCGAGGGCGCGAGCCUAGACUACAUGGUGCGUGCUCGCACAUUGUUUCCAGUGGCUCCCAUCAGCAACAGCACGACUGUGGACAGCGAAGUUGCCGUCGCAGGCGCAUGCUCGCUGAGUGGAAUGUUGGGCUUGAAGGAUGCAAUCAUUGGCGGUGUCGGCAUGCUGGCUACAUAUGACCUGGCGUCUCAGACCGUUGCCUUGCACUUUAACACGACGCACGACUUGGCCGACGCGCAGCUGCUGUCUGUGCCCCCAUCAACUCCCGACAGUUUGCAGAAGCAGAGGUGUCUCAGCGCAUUCCAACCGUUUUUUUGGCCCCGCCCCAGUGCCGCAGAUGCCGUCAAUGAUGCGCUCAAGCAGGCGGUGGCAAGCAUCGACACAUUCCCUCUAACACUCACUCGCUGGCCCAUCGUCCCCAUCACCGGAGACGUGGUUGCGCGUCUUCGCGCAGCCCUGAACACUUACGACGAUGAUCCUCCUGAGAUCUUCCUUCCUGCCCUCGAAAAUGCCAUUGCGGGUGCGUCACACCCCUCGCAAGGACACUUCGUUUCUGCUUCGGCCACUGCAGCCCAAGAAGACCCUGGCGCGUGUGACAUUUGGGUGCAAUUGUCCACAACGCACAACAUAUCUGUGACGAACCAUCAGUCCCCGUGGAAGUGGCUACUGGACGCCAACAGGCUUUCGGCUGAACUAACGCUUGUGGGCAGCUUCCACAUCCGUCUUCAGGACGGGUCGGCUAGUUUGGUUUCGUUUCACCUCGGCGGCACCUCAAAGAGGCACAAUUUCGUGCUGCCCUCACUCUUGUCCAUGCAAUCAGGCAUCCCUUUGUCUUCUUCAUUCGUUGCGGACGUCAAUUUGCCUGAUAGCAUACGCACUGAGCUCAAACUAAAGGUGCACACCACCUGGGGUGCAACGCCGGAGUUCGUCAUUGGUGCCACCCAUACCAGCUCAGAGAAGUCCUCCGGCACAACAACGUUCCAUAUUCGCGACAACCCUGUGGAGCAGGCAGUGAGCCCGAGCAACGUCCUCACGGUCCUGAAGAACGGGUUGCUCAACAUGAUUCCGAGGGCCCUCUCAGGCUCUCUCAAGUUCAAGGUGUACCCUUACCAACACACCCUUGACGAGGUUGGUGACCUCGAGCACAUCAUCAAAGAUGCGGCGUCUCUGCUCACCAUCCCCAGUGACCCAAACCCCUCGUUGGCAACCUCGCCUUCCUGCCUUGCUGUCAUGGAAAAGGAGCCACCUGUGACGCUCAACGUCGUGCUGUUCGACUCUCACAACAAACCGACGCCCUGCAAGCUCUCACCUCUCGACUACACCAGCUGGAAGACCUUCGAAUCAUCCUUCAACGCUGCGUUACAGCAGUGCGGGCUUUCACAUUGGCUCAAGUUCGAUGUGCUUCAAGACACAAUUGGCGCCACCCACACAGGCGGGAAGCCUUGUGCAACGUGGGAGCUUCGUCCUGCAGUUCCAGGUGCUCUCACUUUUGUGUCCGUGAACUCCACACCAGCAAGGCAGAACCUGACCGUGCAAACCACGCAGAACGCGGCCAAGAUACCCUUGUUUGGGCUCUAUGAAGAUUUUGUCGCCAUUGUCCAUGGCAUCUUCAUGCAGCAAUUGCCCCGCCCCAAACUGAACACCUUGACCAUUCCUGCCAAGGAUGCGGGCAUUCCUGAGGAGUUUGCAGCGGUGUACCCUGCGGAGCUGACCGCCGUGGGGUUCAAGUUCUUCACCGCGUACAACAAGAGCGUCACGACGACCACCCCAAUCGACGACAGCAUUUCGGCGGCGCAUGGACUGUUGAAAGCUUUUGUGCGCAACGGCAGCGCGUCUGCCGCCAUCGAGGCCAGCAUCAGCGCUGCCCUUGCAUUUGCGUUUGACUGCCCCCCUCCCAAGCAAGGCUUGAACGUGACGGUGUGGUCGUCGCUCAACAGCUCGCAGACAAUUGACAAGGUGACAGUGCCAGCAACACCGAAAAACACGUUGCAGGUCAUCGUCGGCGGACAGCUCCGCUCUCCACCAUCUCCUGUUGUUUCCAGCUCGGCACAAAACUCCAGCAUUGUCGUCAAGCGCGUUCAACAGACAUUUCUGGUGAUCACGGUUCUUACGCCGGCCCCCAUGAUCAGUGAGGUUGAUUUGCACGCAGAGGCGCAUUUUGAGGCUGGUGCACAAGAAGUCGAAGCUGACGUGUCCAUCAUCGACGUCAAGGCCAGAGACAUUAAAGGCAGCACAGACGUAACGAUCGACAUCGCGCUGCUUCCACCACCGACAUCCGCCCACAGCGACGCGUUUUCGCAUGAGGCUCAGCAGGCAGGCGCUCCGUGUUCGUCUGCUACUCUUUCGCAUGAGCUUGCGCGCAGCGACGUGUUGCACCAGCCUGCAGCGCGCAGCCCCUGUCCACACCAACCUGGACAGCUGCACUACUCCGACCUUUCAACCAUUAAUCACGCUCUGCGGCAGCCUGAUUCGUUCUACUCUUUCUUCGUGGCCACGGUCGACCUGAACACGCACUUUCAGCUGGAGAACAUCUCCAUUGGCGUCGAUCAUCUUGCGGUGGUGACGACAGGCGCUGGUAUUGAUCUCACGAUGAAGGACAACUUCACCCUUCAUGCUGGCUUCAACGUGCAUGACAUGGUCAACCAAUUUAAAUUUCACCUCGCGUUCCAUGGGAAGGAGAGCUUUGUCAGGGCGAUGAACCAAGCCUUGUCCAUCAACUCAUCGAGUUUGUGCUGGUUUGCUGAGCAGCUACUCGAGCCUUCAAAGUCAGUCCAUCGGAGCCAAGUCGGUGUCCACCCUCUGCCUUUUGCGAGCAAGGCCAUUAAGGACUGGCUUGGGCCAUACACUGAUGCCGCUGAGAAGGCAGUUGAAGCUGUGUGCAAUGGGGGUGCGCGAGCCGAUAUUGCUGUGCUUUGCGAGGUGCUGCAAGAGUCCUUCGGGCACCCAGUGUGCACGCACAGCGCCCUUCACGAGGAUAAACUUGUGCUCCGCAUCCAAGUUGACUUGGUCAACUCUUCAGCCAGGGACUCAUUCAAGUAUGACUCCGUGCUGUUUGAGCCUGUGAAAGACAAGCCGGAGUUGUCCAUUGGCGAAUCAGCGUCUGGGACCCUUGUGUCAGCCGCCUCCGUUGUUGGUACCGCCACACUCGUCAUCGAUCUUUCUGGCACCGUGCCGAUCCCCUCUGUCCGCAGCGCCAACUUGACAAUGGCUGUCUCGGUCAAUGGCCAAGGCACCAUCAAGGUCUGGUUUGGGCCUAUGCCUGUGCCUUUCUCUGAUGUGCAGUUGAAGAUUGGCGACCCCGUCACUCUGAGCAUUGAGUUUGGAGAAGAUGCCGGUAGCGAUGCGUCGUUCAGCCUACCUUCGCAACCAUCGCCGACUUCGUCCGCAUCUGAGACUGCGCUGAGUUCCACAACCUCAGGAACGCCAGUGGGCGCUGGGAUCACGCUCCACGGCAAAGCUUCUCUGACAGCCAAGGUGAACAUCCCCUUCACUCACCCCUGCCACCUUGAUGUGGAGAUUCCCAAGAUUGCAGCGUUUCUUCUGGACCCGUCUUCUGACACGUUCCACUUCAGUACUCCGGGCUGUCCAGAUGGUCUGUUGAGCAGUCUCUUGCGCGCUCUGCCCCAAUUUGGAUUCCAGCAUGCAUUGCAAGACUUUGGGCGAUUGGUUGCUCAGUGGGAGCGUGAGUGGGAGGAGUUCCUUCGCUCAAAGCUUGGGCUAGGCGGCUUGCUGGACGGACUUCACAUUCCGUUGCUUGACGGCAAGUGGUGGACGCACCACCUCCACGUCCAUCUCGGCGACAUCUUUGGGCCUGGCUUCUUCAAACGCCUUCUUGCAUUCCUUCAGCCAAAGCUCCAAAGCCUAAACCUGAGCGGUAUCGGGGCCAAGAUUAAGGACAUUGAAGAGAAGGUGCUGCACUGGUUCACAGAGGCAAUUCACCUCCUCCUUCAUCCGUGGCUGAUACACUGGCCCAAGGUCCCGGACGUGGCUGACAAAACGUACAAGUGGAACCUCGACCUGCACGGAACGCUGAAACAAAAGCCCGAUAAGCUUGCGUUUGACCUCGGCUCUCACGGCAUCGCCAACCUCGACUUCAACUGUGAAGAGGAAGCCCAGUUUUACUGGCAUGUGAACGUCACCGUGACCUGGUCACCGCAAAAGGGUAUUCGCUUCCUGUUCAACGGCAACCCAGCGCUGGAGCUAAAACUUGAGCUGGACGUUCCAAAGUGCGAUCUCAUUGGCAGCUUCUUGAUUGCUGGCAUCGACAUUGGGGCAAACGCACUUGCCAAGGCGGAGAUUGUUGUGACGCCGCCAAAGUUCAGCAAAACUCACGCUUGGGACUUUGAGUUGGACGCUGAUGGCAAGCUUGAAGGUGACGCCAUCCUUGGUUUUGCGGGAAUUUUCGACCAGCUACUCCACAAGGACACGCAGGACACAAUUCAAGCGCUACCAAACUUCCACUCCCACCUAAAUUGCAGCUUCCAAUGCUCGAUCAAGGGCUGCAGUAACGCACCGCGCUGCCAUUUUGGCCGCCCGCGUUUGUGUGUGGGGCAGCUGUUGACGUAUUUGCUGCACAACACCCUGAGUUUCACCAGGGCACAAUACUUCCAGAACGUGGAGAGGGUAGUCGACUUUCUCGAGCAGAAAGUUGACCUCUCGCCUGUCUUACCGCCCCAAGCCCUCAUAGACUUGCUGCACCAGGUUGCUGACGCGUUUUGCCAUGGCAAGUGUGAUUUUGAUGGAGUGUUUGAAACCGUCGAAAAAGUUGCCGCCGUCUUGAAGCUGAUCGAGCGCUUACAAGCGCUUGCGGAGCACUUGGCUGACCCCACAUGUUCGAAGACCACCCACGAGAUGCAGGAGUUCAUCCUCGACUUUAGCAAGCCCGACCUGGCGCCAGAGCCACAUGGCCCAUCGUACCCGCCCAACCAGCUGAACACAAACGGCCUUGCCGCGGAGCACGCAAAGUCGGUGCAGGAGAUUUGGAACAGCAUCACCGUGGAAGGCUCGUUCAACGUCAAGCUUUUGUUCUUGGAGCAUCCACUGGAAGACCUGCUGAAAAUGUUGCUCGGACUCAAUGUGCCGCUUGUGGAAGUGACCUUCCCCGAGCUCAUCAUUGACAUUGGCACGUCGUGGAUGGUGGGGCCAGUGUGGUUUGUACCUUCCGUGUACGUGGAACUGGAUAUUGGAGCCGUCGUUGUUCUGCAAGUGCCACCGAUGGUGAUGACGAACAAGUUUGUCAUCACAAUCUUUCAGACAAGGAAGAUUGGCCCAGCCAUGCGGAGCCUCAGCCUUCGGGUGACUGACCAGAAAACUCACGCUGCCUUGCCAGUGCUUCGAGCCUCUGUCACUGUGGGCGGCCAUGUUGGCAUUGGCGUGAGCAUUGGUGUGGUGGGCUUCUACGGCGACUUGUACGUUGGCCUAACGGUGAGCGGCACGCUCAGCAUUCCCAACGUGCAUGGGACUGGGCUCGUGUCCAUUGGCGACGUGCUCCACCUCGUUCGCCUCAACGGCAACGUGUUCGAUGCCACAGUGCGAACGUACAGGCUCGUCAUCACCCUUGGCUUUGGAAUUCGCGGCUGCGUGAGCCUGUGGUUGAAGUCCUGGUGCUUCACCGUUGUCAGCAUUCAAACCCACUUUGUGCCCUGGCAAGAAACCAGCAAUCCCCGCAUCUUCACGAGCCCAGGCUCUGGAUCUGGCCUCAUCAAUCUCAACGCAGCCCAACCGGAGGUGUCCUCAAGUGACACUAGCCUGAGCUGCUCUGGCGAAUGCGAGCGCGUGCCCACAUUUACUCUAACACAGGCAAACAACGAAGUUGAUGUCAGUGUGAAAACCACUACCGACGGGACACGAGAUCCCCCGCGUUCCAUCUCCAUGCCUGCACAAGGGGAUUGCCUCAGAUUUUCUGGCAGCACAGGAGGGUCAGAGUUUGUGGUGCGAGUCAUUGGCGUGUUUCGCUGCGUACGGCUGCCUGGCGCCGCAAACAUGGCCGUUAUCGUGUCCAUGGACGCAUAUUCACCUGGGAGCCCAGCAUCACACGCGGCAACGACGUUGCACACGCCACAAACAGGCCUGACCGGGGACCGCACGCUGACGGUACGCAGCCUGAAGCGAAACAGCACUGCCGGCUCACGACCCUCGGUCCACCUGACCCCCACCGCUCUGGUGGCUGGCGGUGCUGCAGGCUUGUACUUUGGAGGCGACGGUGUGCCGCCUUGUCGCUCCCUGAACCUGACACGUGCACUGUCCACUGCUCAUGUGGAAUUAACCGGAACACCAUGCCCAACACACGUCAGCGUGAGCCCCUCGCAGGACGUGCGCUUGACAGGAACACCGGGCGACUUUGAUCUUGUGCUUGUGGGAAAGGCAGGCAACCUCACUGUUGACAUGAACGUGACACAAUUGGUGCUGAGGAACAGGUCCGUCGAACUUGACGGCACGGCCAUCGCUUUCACGCAACCACCGUUUUACCUAACAACACGCGCGCAUCCGACGGGCAACGCCAUGACCACGGUGGCGGUUGUGGCACCCUCAGCAGUUGUCACGUGCAUCGGGGGACAAGGGAACAACACCUUCGUCGUGCCAGAUCCUGCUCAGAUCGAAGGUGCGCUGCAGAUUCAGGGCGCACUCACGGAUUCCUCGAACCUGCUGCGCGUGCACAAUGAAAUUCAAUCAGGCAGCGGGUCAUUGACGUUGACCCCGACAUCGCUGAGCUUAAACAACAGCCUUGGGUUCCACCACUUUGGUGUGACAAACAUGGACUUCUUUGACAUUCGGGUGCUCACGGCACGGGGAGCUUCGGUCCAGACAACUGUACUUGGUCCGGACCGCUUCACUGUUGUGAACCUGCACUCCGUCACAGAAACAGGAGCAACUGCGGUUCAUCGGCUGACGGGCUGCGUGGAUGGUACGGUCGGCAUUAAGAUCACACUUGACGGCAGCGGCAACCAGCAGGUCCUUGUUGGCUCGGGUAGUUUGGAAAACUUUAACUGCUUCGCCACCAUUGCCGGGUCCACGAGGAAAGACAGGAACUAUACCAUCAUCGUGGAUGCCGGGCAAGACAACCGCGACUUGCGCUGGUGGUUUGGGAAUGGCGAUCUCCACGUGAGGUCCACACAAGCCGACAGCACGCAACUCCAUUUGUCUUUGGAGUACAUUGACCACGUGUACGUCACGUUUGGAAAUGCAAGCAAUACGGUUCAAGUCACAGGAGCAGAUACGUACGCAGACUUUGUGUUUCAGUUCAAGGAUGAAGCAACUGCCGGCACCCUUGCCGAGUUUGGCUCGACGCCCAAUGCGGUUCUGUUGAAAGCCGUGGAUCGUGGCAUCGUGCUUGCUGGCUCCUACGACUUGUUACUGGCGGAUCCAGCUGCCACAGACUACAACCCAAUGCAGGAAAUUCAGGGCAAUGUCCUCAGCCUUGGUCCGGGAAGCAACCUGACAACACGAGUUGAACUGAAGGCGGGAAAGAACGUACCUCACGCUCAGGAGAUUGUGCUUCAUGGCACGUGCAUCUCAUCUGCAGAAGCCGGCAGCAGCAGCCCGCAGAAAGUACAAAGAUCACCCUCGUCAUGGCUGCGGAUGCAUGCAGCGGCAAGGGGCUGGGAUCCCUCCACGAACGUAUCACGAUGCCAAGUGCUUCAGCACGGCAACGCAACCCUGACAGCAUCCCUGUCACAGCUCAGCGACGCCGUGUACAUGCGUGGCUUCACCAUCCCCACGACCCUGGACCUGCUUGACGGUGAUGAUGUUUUCGAGCUGACGGACGGAGGUCAAUCCCGCUUUGAUGUGAGUGCUGGCGCCGGCUUGGACGCAUUCAAGCUGCAGUACCCAAUGUUGGGGUCGUCCCUUAACUACGGCGACGACCAGGACCCAGACACACUCGUGUUCAACACAAACGGAGGCGUGAUGGGGACUAUCAGCGUUGACCGCAUUGGCCCUGUCAACAAGCGGGGAGACCCAGUGUUUCUUGAGAUCAUCAACAACCGGCCUGAGGACAUCAACCGUGUCACGUGCGACGUUCGCAGUUUCAGCCCAUCUUCACAGCUUUCUGAGACACAGGGGAGGAGAUACUCGCCUCACCGCUCACAAUCCACGCCCUUUCCAGGCGGUAACGCGGUCACGCACGUGUCGUAUCCAUCGGAAGGACGAACCCUGCAACUGAAACCCGACACCAAUGUCACGUACGUUGUCGAUGCUUUGGGCUCAGACACAGUGCUUCAGUUUGACGGAAGGGUUUCUUCCGUUGCAGAUGCUCCCCUUACAGCCAGCGAACGACGAAGGGAGACAGAACAGCAAGGCCCAGCCCUCAGGGUUAACUGGCAAGUCAUCUGUUCUCUCGAAAGUUACAAGACGACUGGUCUUAUUCAGGUUCUGGGCACGGCUGACAGCAACGCAACUGUGGGCAUGGUUGCUCCCAAACACGGCUCUGCCCACCUUGGGUUGCGUGGAGAAGGACAAACCGUGGCCAGGCUCACCUAUGACACCAUUGUCAUGCGUGUUCAUGACACCCAGCACGUGUUGUUCAUCGCAAACUCGAGUGCUGUUGUAGACUUACAGGCGGCCCCGUUCGUGACAGACAUUGUCGUUGUUGCGGCUGCACACGCACAGGUCCUCACUGUGGGGGCGCACGCUCCCACAAAGCCACUCAUGCUCGUGAACGCUUCCAUGGACUUGGACGAGGACACUUUGUUGCAGGCGGGAAGCGUCGUUGCUGGUGGAAAGUCUUCCACGCUGGCAGCGUCGUUGCGUUCAUUCUCGAGGGCUUCCUUGCAUCGCGGCUGCUUGUCGUUGUGGAAGAACAAGACGCACACCCCGGAGACGCCGGUGAAGCUGUCACCUUGGAUGCUGGGAUGGGUUGGAAGCGCGCUACCAGCAUCGCACGCGACAAUCCUCAACGAGCGUCGCUGUUCCAUGUACUUCUCCCAGAUACGAAAUGCCACCCUCGACCGUGUCUCGCAUCUUGACUUGGAGGAUGCCCGUGGCCACGUGAGCGUCCUUAGAGCAGUGAGCGUUGCGACCUUCAAUGUUUCAGACGGCACGGCCUUUUCUCAACUUGGUUUGCUGCCCGACGCUUUAAACGUCGACAUUGACGAGGAUGGCGGGUACAUGGUGGCAUUUGACGAGGGUCGCGGUGACACAUCGCAUGAGGGCACCCAGCUUCGGCAGGUCACGCUGUGGCAGCCCAAGUUCUCGCACCCACAUGCAUCCAUCAAGGCAACCGGUGCCACUUGCACUUCAGAUUCUCAGACUUACUGGGAAACCGAAUACGCAGCAGAUGCACCCGGAAGAAGCGCAGCGCUGAACUUCACCGGGCGCGGGGUGACUGCAAACUUGGAGCUGCACGAGGUCGCAGGCCAAACAUUCAUGAUCGACUUGGAAGGGGUUGCCUCAUCCGCCCUUUGCGAGCAAGGCGUUGGGGACGCCACGCUGGUGCUUGAUGGUAGUCAGCAGGUUGCAGUCAGCAAGCCCCUUCCUGAUGCGGACACAUUGCCAGUGAACGUUACGUCCAGGGCGGUGAUGAUUGGCGGCCAUGGAUCAUCACACACCACUCGCUAUGCCAUUAACCUCGGCAAUACACACACCGCCUUCAACUUUUCGUUGCACCUUCAAGCUGGCAAGGCCGAGGUUCAGUUUCAGUCUGGGUGGGCGAGUGCAUGGCCCAUCCCGUUUGGCCUGGAGGUGGGUACGGCUGCGUCCGCUGAUGUCUACAUGCCGAAGGCAAUGGGUGUCCGGUUUCCAACCCGGAGCGUUGCCGUGAGUUACAAGAGGCACACUUAUGAAGCGGAAGGGCCAGUGGUUGCCGCUGGAGAAGGCUUCUUGCUGGUCCCCGACGCUGACUGCUCUGCGACCGCGUUCGAUCAAAUCGAGAUCAACCGCAAGGACAGAUGCAAGCAGUCGGUGCACAGGAGCGCUGCAGGCCGGCAAAGUGCUGUGGCUGUGCGGUUACAGACGACACUUCCGUGUGUGUGCGAGCCACACGAGCAGCUUGACGAGGCGCGCAUCGGUGUGGGUACCGCUGCGGCUAGUCAUUCUGGCGUGAAAGACGUUGUGACGCUGCAUGUGCUGUACGCGAUUCUCUACGGCGUGUACUGCUUGAUGCUUGGCGUCCUGUGGAUGUGGAGUGCGCUUGAUGUGACACGCAACGCGAACGCUGUUUCUGCGACACGUUUGUGGCUGCGCUCAAUUGCUGGUGCAAUGUUUUACGCACCCGUUGCGCUGACCGGCUUGAUGAGCCCCAUACUCGGCAGUGGCAACAGCACGAUUGCAAGAAAGCUGUUGCUGAUUGCGUCAGAAGUUGUUACUUCCCUGUCCGGCAUCGGAGACUCGUGCAAUGGAAAUGAACGGAGUGACCGAGCGCCGCAAAUUUCCCGCGCUGCUGUUUUGGUUGCCUGGGCGAUUCUGGCUGUGACAGGCACCGCUAUUGCACGCCAUCACCGGCACGCGAUGAAUCCUAAGCUUCGACUCGUGUGGCAAGCCGUACUGGAG
Molecule: messenger RNA, 11634 nt
Organism: Salpingoeca rosetta
Lineage: Eukaryota; Choanoflagellata; Craspedida; Salpingoecidae
Exons: 2
Source: RefSeq, a predicted model, not a curated record